GUUUCCAAAAUGAAGAUCAUUCUGUGUAUAGUUAUUGUUUCAGCAAAUGUAAUUUUGGCAGAAAAUGCCACGAAAUUGGCCAAAAAAUUAGAAAGAAAAAGAAGCUACUUUUUCAAAAAGAGCCAAUUCAGUGAUGAUUUUAUUAUCAAAAAUAGAGUAGCAUUUCCAGAGGCGAAUUUUACGGAAUUAAAAUACCCAGUUAUGGAGAAAGAAACGACUUAUCAAACUUAUCAGCAACGAGAAAAUUUGACCCAUUCUGAAAGUAAUUUUCGUGAUGAAAAUAUUACACAGAUUAGUCCGGAAAUUGUGAGACAAUUUAUGCAGGAAGUAACUAAAUACGGGGAAAUGUGCAUUGAAGAAACGCAUGCUUCCACAGAGGAUGUUGCUCAGCUAAUGGCUCAUCAAAUUCCAACAACUCACGAAGGAAAAUGCAUGAUAUCCUGUGUGCAUAAAAAAUUCAAAAUACAAAAUGAAGACGGUACAAUGAAUGAAGAACAAAUGAUGAAUUUAAUGGGACGAAUUAAAGAUGAUGAUCCGGACAUGUACGAAAAAUUGGUUGGAGUAUAUAAUUCAUGCAAAAAAAUAGUCAAGGUUGAUGCCGAUCACUGUGUAACAGCUUUGAAUGCAGCGACUUGUGCUAUGAUGGAAGGAAAGAAGGCUGGAUUAACGAGUGAAGCAUUUGGUUUAUAGAACAUCCGAUUUGAAAUUAUGAUGAUAUUGUGUGUAAUUUUUUCAUGUGUAGUUUUCAGUUCUUUUGAAUAAAUAAAUAUUGUAGCAUUGUAACAAUUUAUGUAGUUUACAUUUUUCACU
Phyllotreta striolata is the source of this 810-nucleotide messenger RNA. The record is from the annotation of a GenBank genome assembly. Lineage: Eukaryota; Metazoa; Arthropoda; Insecta; Coleoptera; Chrysomelidae.